Fonsecaea nubica is the source of this 2226-nucleotide messenger RNA. RefSeq lists its product as hypothetical. NCBI's taxonomy places the organism in Eukaryota, Fungi, Ascomycota, Eurotiomycetes, Chaetothyriales, Herpotrichiellaceae. Gene Ontology annotation, biological process: fatty acid catabolic process; triglyceride biosynthetic process. The record is from RefSeq and is a predicted model, not a curated record. Bases 1 to 2226 code for a protein of 741 amino acids. Gene Ontology annotation, molecular function: phosphatidate phosphatase activity. The transcript has a single exon. Gene Ontology annotation, cellular component: nucleus.
AUGCAGUAUGUUCGGAGUCUGGGAAGCGGUGUCUCUAAGACAUGGAACUCCAUCAAUCCGGCAACUUUGUCCGGAGCCAUCGAUGUUAUUGUGAUUGAACAGCCCGAUGGUUCUCUGGCCUGUUCCCCUUUCCAUGUCCGCUUUGGCAAGUUUUCUUUACUGCGGCCUUCGGACAAGAAGGUCGAAUUCAAAGUGAAUGGAGUCGCCCAACCGUACGCCAUGAAACUCGGGGAUGGAGGUGAAGCCUUCUUUGUCUUUGAGACCUCGAGUGAAAUUCCCGAAGGGUUACAGACGUCUCCUUUAAUAUCUCCCGCCAGCAGUCCACCUAUAAAUGCUUCAGACAGACCUCCUUCUCCUGGUCUUUCCGAACCCUCCUACUUGGACAUCACAGAGGUUGCAAAGGGUCGCGACACCCCGCCAAUCUCAAGUUCAGCUCCUAUUCCUGUACUAAGGCGAGAGGGGACGAACAUGAGCGAAGAAAUUGAUCUUGGUACCAUACACACAGAUCCAACUGGAACGCCUCUAUCCGAUACGACUAUCACCGCUCCUGCUUCCCUUGGGCGUGCAGCCUCCGAAGAAGUCCUUCCCAUCGCUACUCGACAGGAAUUGGAUUCAGUUAGUGAGGCUUUUCACAACAACGGCAUCCCUCCUUCUCCCAAGUUUGGGCUGGAUGGGACCACUACUCCCAAAGCCUCCGCAAGUCCUCCCGCCCUGAGACCGAAACAAGCCUAUGACCGAGCAUUGACCCUCUCCAAGAAACUCUCUUCUUCCAAUAUCCGAUCCCAAGUCACCGAGUCUGGAGAUCUUAUGCUUGACAUGACAGGCUACAAGACAAGUGAACCUGAAGCUUUGCGAGCAGAAGCCGUGGCCCGGAAAAUCCUCUCGGAAGAAUUGGAGGGCAACUACGACAUUGGGUCUUUGAUUGGAACCGACGAGCACGGGAAUUUGUGGAUAUAUAGCAGCGAAGAAGCCCGAGAUGCGGCCGCUCGAAAAUGGGCAUCUCAGAGUCUUGAGUCAGCUACCUCGCUUUCAUCGGACAACAUCUCUGAUCCCGGCUAUCACAGCGACAGCGACCGCAGCGCGUCGCCACAGCUUACAGCGAAAAUCUCUGGACAUCAGAGGGCACAGUCCGAAGAAAUCCAGUCGUCUCGCACGUCAGGGGAACAGGCUCGAAACUUUGCGAAAACGCUCCGGCUGACAAGCGAUCAAUUGAAAUCAUUGAAUCUAAAACGGGGCGAAAAUCAAAUGUCAUUCACCGUUAAUCGCGCUACAUGUAUAGCUUACAUGUUUUACUGGACCUGUGAUGUCCCGAUUGUUAUAUCAGAUAUUGACGGCACGAUCACCAAAUCAGAUGCAUUGGGUCAUCUGCUAAAUAUGGUCGGACGUGACUGGACGCACGUUGGUGUGGCGAAAUUGUACUCGGAUAUUGUCGCCAAUGGCUACAACAUGUUCUACUUGACGAGUCGGUCUGUUGGACAAGCCGACACAACCCGAACCUAUCUCAACGGUAUCGUACAAGAUGGCUGGAAACUUCCUCGCGGCCCGGUUAUCAUGAGCCCUGAUCGUACGAUUGCGGCAUUACGGCGAGAAAUCUACUUGCGGAAGCCCGAAGUUUUCAAAAUGGCCUGUCUCCGAGACAUCCUCAACUUGUUCCCCGGCAAGACCAACCCGUUCUAUGCUGGGUUUGGCAAUCGUUUCACGGAUGCACUGAGUUAUCGCAGUGUCAACAUCCCUUCGACUCGAAUCUUCACGAUCAACACCAAUGCAGAAGUGUCACUCGAUUUGUUGACACUCAACAAAUACCGGAGCAGCUAUGUGUCGAUGCGAGAGCUGGUUGACCAUUUCUUCCCGCCCGUGUCGACUCUGGUUAGAGAAGGAGGAGAAGACUAUACCGAUUUUACCUACUGGCGAGAUACGCCGCAGGACCUGGAUGACUUUCAACCGACAGAUUCAGAAGAGGAGGACGAAGAGGAUGAAGACUUGGAUGACGAGGAAGACGAGGCAGAGGUGGCGUCCGACAACGAGAUGGGCGACAGUUUCAUGUCGAGGGAGAGCAUGGACGACUCUGCGCUGAGCGAGUCGAUCCGAGAAUCUAUCGAAAUGGACGACGCAGCGGAGAUGCUCGAGGCCGCAAGGCUCGGCACAAGAGGCCGACGAGACGAAGACUUUACUGAUGACUAUCUGGAGGACAUUCCCCAUCGGUCGACGAGACAAAAUACUAUCUAG